Molecule: messenger RNA, 2837 nt
Organism: Pseudophryne corroboree (corroboree frog)
Lineage: Eukaryota; Metazoa; Chordata; Amphibia; Anura; Myobatrachidae
Product: oocyte zinc finger protein XlCOF22-like
Exons: 7
Coding region: 473-2713 (746 amino acids)
Source: RefSeq, a predicted model, not a curated record
CUGGUCCACUACUAGAGAUUAAUGUGACCAAAAUCCACCCUACUUCCGGAAUCUGCGUUCCAUCACCUAACAGCCUCUGCGUUCCAGACUACUUCCGGAAUCUGCGUUCCAUCACCUUACAGUCAACACGUUCCACCCUACUUCCGGUAAAUGUCGCCUUACAGCCUGUGCGUUCCAACCUACUUCCGGUUUCUGCGUCCCAUCACCUUACAACCUGUGCGUUCCAACAUACUUCCGGUAUCUACGUUCCAUUGCCUCUGCGUUCCACACUACUUCCGGUAUCUGCGGUCAAGCGAUUCCUACCCACCCUCCCGUCAGUGCGUUUCACCCACAGGAAAAACGUUAAUAUCCGGUGCUGCAACUUCCGAGCACUGUAGAGAGUCCAGUCUUGCACCAAGAGACACUACAUCUGUGAGGAACCUUUGUCUUUAUUAUACGUCACACAUUCUGUAUUCUCACUGAUUAACUGAGGAUGGAUACGGAUAGGAGUCAGAAGACUGAGAUGAUAAUAAAUAUCACCAUGGAGAUCAUCUACCUGCUGACUGGAGAGGGUUACACGGUAGUGAGGACGACAUCCGGUAAGUUUGAGAUACCCCGCAGCUGUCCCCGUGUGUCAGGAAGACUGAGCAGAACCCAGAGCCCCAUCACGGUGCCUCCACCUCACUCACUGAUACAUGAGAGACACAAUAACCAGAAGAUCCUAGAACUCACCAACAAGAUCAUUCAGCUGCUGACUGGAGAGGAGGGGGAGUAUAUAGAGGAACACAGGGGUCUGUACAAGGACGUGAUGAUGGAGAAUCACCGGCCCCUCACAUCACUGGAUGUGCCCAGUAAUAGAGAUACCCCAGAGAGAUGUUCCCGUCCUCUGUAUUCCCAGGAUUGGACAGAGGAGAAUCACAGGAUCCCACAGGAGGAUCAGGGUGAAGAUAGGAGCAAUGUGACUGAUAUGAAGGCAGAAGAUAUAGAGGGAGAAGUAGAGACGUAUAUGAUUGAUAUGAAGGCAGAAGAUAUAGAGAGAGAAGAAGAAACGUAUGUGACUGAUAUGAAGGCAGAAGAUAUAGAGGGAGAAGAAGAGACGUAUGUGACUGAUAUGAAGGCAGAAGAUAUAGAGGGAGAAGAAGAGACGUAUGUGACUGAUAUGAAGGCAGAAGAUAUAGAGGGAGAAGAAGAGACGUAUGUGACUGAUAUGAAGGCAGAAGAUAUAGAGGGAGAAGAAGAGACGUAUGUGACUGAUAUAAAGGCAGAAGAUAUAGAGGGAGAAGAAGAGACGUAUGUGACUGAUAUGAAGGCAGAAGAUACAGAGGUAGAAGAAGAGACGUAUGUGGCUGAUAUGAAGGCAGAAGAUAUAGAGGGAGAAGAAGAGACGUGUGUGACUGAUAUGAAGGCAGAAGAUACAGAGGGAGAAGAAGAGACGUAUGUGAGGGGUGAUCUGCAGUGUAAGGAGGAGGAAAUCCCUACAGAUAUCAGCACAGAUGAAUGUAACAGAAGGAAUAUCUCGGAAGAAAAUCUAAUUUCAUCUUCAGGUUGUAAAAUAGAAGAUGAUGACAUCACACAAGAUUCUCCUGGAGAAACCCCUACUGCCCUACUCGUACCUCCUGUACCUCACAAUGUGCUUGUGUCAUGUGGUCCCUCUAAUCAGAGGGAAUGUUCUGAUAACACUGAUAUUGGGUCAUCUUCUACAGCUCUGACAGUAGAUAAAAUAUUUCCCUGUUCUAUAGAUGACAGAUGUUUUACACAGACCGCACAGCUUAUAACCAAUCAUCCAGCUAAGGGAGGUGAGAAACCAUUUCCAUGUUCGGAGUGUGGGAAAUGUUUUACCGAUAAAUCAAAUCUUGUUACACAUCAGAGAAGUCACACAGUUGACAAGCCAUUUCCAUGUUCUGAGUGUGGGAAAUGUUUUACACACAACUCACGUCUUGUAGCACAUCAGAGAAGUCACACAGGUGAGAGGCCAUUUCCAUGUUCUGAGUGUGGGAAAUGUUUUACACACAAAUCAGCUCUUGUUAAACAUCAGAGAAGUCACACUGGUGAGAAGCCAUUUCCAUGUUCUGAGUGUGGGAAAUGUUUUACAUACAACUCACGUCUUGUUAAACAUCAGAGAAGUCACACAGGUGAGAAACCAUUUCCAUGUUCUGAGUGUGGGAAAUGUUUUACCGAUAAAUCAAAUCUUGUUACACAUCAGAGAAGUCACACAGGUGAGAGGCCAUUUCCAUGUUCUGAGUGUGGGAAAUGUUUUACACACAAGUCACAUCUUGUUGCACAUCAGAGAAGUCACACAGGUGAGAAGCCAUUUCCAUGUUCUGAGUGUGGGAAAUGUUUUACAUACAACUCACGUCUUGUUAAACAUCAGAGAAGUCACACAGGUGAGAAACCAUUUCCAUGUUCUGAGUGUGGGAAAUGUUUUACCUAUAAAUCAUAUCUUGUUACACAUCAGAGAAGUCACACAGGUGAUAAACCAUUUCCAUGUUCUGAGUGUGGGAAAAGUUUUACCGAUAAAUCAAAUCUUGUUACACAUCAGAGAAGUCACACAGAUGACAAGCCAUUUCCAUGUUCUGAGUGUGGGAAAAGUUUUACACAGAAGUCACAUCUUGUUGCACAUCAGAGAAGUCACACAGGUGAGAAACCAUUUCCAUGUUCUGAGUGUGGGAAAUGUUUUAGAGAUAAAUCAUCUGUUGUUAGACAUCAGAAACUUCACACACAUGAGAAUGUGUAACAUGACAGUAAUCGAAUCUUGAUAAAACUAUACUUUAUUAACACUAUAUAAAAUUUGUAUAUAUGCAGAUGGAAAGUUAUUUAUCUUACAAAUAAAUCUAAUUUCUCACAUAUUUUUUGUUAAA